CCAGCACCUCUUCAUCACUUUACUGCCACCCCGCCACAAGCAACAAGCCUCACGCCCGCCUGCGCGCCUGCGUGUGUGACUAUCACUGUGCUGUAGAGACGAUCGAGGCAAGACGGCACGAUGUCUUCCGAGCGCUUUGACUGCCACUACUGCAAGGAGUCCCUGCUGGGCAAGAAGUACAUCCUGAAGGAGGACACGCAGUACUGUGUCAAGUGCUACGAGAACCUGUUUGCCAACUGCUGCGAUGGGUGCUCCCUGCCCAUAGGAUGCAACAGCAAGGAUCUGUCCUACAAAGAGCGCCACUGGCAUGACCAGUGCUUCAAGUGUGCCAAGUGCAGUCGCUCUCUGGUGGAGAAGGCCUUCGCUGCCAAGGAUGAGCUGCUGCUGUGCACCGAGUGCUACUCUCACGAGUACUCCUCCAAGUGCAACACCUGCAAGAAGACCGUUAUGCCAGGAUCCAGGAAGAUGGAGUACAAGGGGAACAGCUGGCACGAGACUUGCUUCCUGUGCCAGCGCUGCCAGCAGCCAAUAGGAACCAAGUCCUUCAUCCCCAAAGACAACAGCUACUUCUGUGUCCAGUGCUACGAGAAGCAGUUUGCCUAUCAGUGCUGUACUUGUAAAAAGGCCAUAACUACGGGCGGGGUGACCUAUCAGGAUAAGCCGUGGCACAGGGAGUGCUUCCUGUGCAUCGGGUGCAAGAGGCAGCUGGCGGGACAGCGCUUCACCUCCCGCGAGAACUACCCCUACUGCCUGGACUGCUUCAGCAACCUCUACGCCAAGAAGUGCGUCGGUUGCACCAAAGCCAUCACCAACCUGGCUGGAGCGAAGUACAUUUCAUUUGAGGAGCGUCAGUGGCACAGCGAGUGCUUCACGUGCAUGCAGUGUUCUGUCUCCCUGGUAGGCCGCGGGUUCCUCACCCAGAGAGACGACAUCCUCUGCACCGACUGCGGACGCGAGAAGUGAACACACACACUCGCACUCACAAAAUACAAAACAUCACACACACACUCACACACACACACACCCAUAUAGACAGACACACUGCAGACAGGAGAAGUGAGUGCCGACCAGUGACCCCACACACACACGGGCAAAUACAAACACACACACACACAGAAACACUCUCACACACACACACACACACACACACACACACACACACACACACACACACACACACACACACACACACACACACACACACACACACACACACACACACACACACACACACAAACUGACUGACCAGAGGCCGACAGCGGAUGGGAAAAAUGAGUUGUCCAAGGAUAGACAUAAACGACGACCCACACACAGACAGCCACAAAUAAACACACACUCACACAACCUCACACCACGGGCUCUCUCUUUCUCAACCACACAUGCACACACAGAGACAUAGACACACACACACACACACACACACACACACACACACACACACACACACACACACACACACACACACACACACACACACACACACACACACACACACACACACACACACACACAGUUGAGAGUCCGGAGGCUAAAAGAAAAACACAUGUGGCCCUGGCACUGGACACACACACACACACACACAUAGAGAAAAGCCAAGGAUGUGUGCGUGUGCGUGUGGGUGUGCGUGUGUGUUUGUGUUACGUGUGUGGGUGUGGUAGUGGGAGUAUAUGCUUGGGUGCCGCAUGAGUGUGUGUGUCUGUGUGUACAUUUCCGACCACAGCACGGGAUAUUUAAACUUAAAUAGCAUAGAGUAGCACUGCAUUUCCUCGUGAUGGAUUGAAGCUUUUGGUGAAGACUUAAUGCCAAUUGUCGUCAGGCACGGUAAAAAUACAGCAGCUAAUCUUAGCCCGGCGGCGGUGAUGACACAGAGGGCCGUGCCGCGGUCCGGAACGUGCCGUAAUCACCGUGAAGUGAUUGCUGAUCACCGUAAAACCCCACGAUGAGGUCAUGACACUGUGUAAAAGAGGCCUGUCCAGCCUGGCUGCCUCGACCUGGGUUCAUGCUAUAUUUGUCUUUUAUGCCAAGGCAUCUGAAUAAGCCCUGCUUUAUUGUAUUACACUGUAUGUGUGAAUGCACUCUGCCUGCCAGGCCCGUCACAAUCAGGCAAGCAAACAACGCAGUAGCCUAGGGCACCCCAGCUGAACGGAAGGGGCUUCUCUGGGCCUCGGCUGUGGCUCAAACGGCUAAGGCAAUAUAGUGUUAUGCCAGUGACCCAAGUUCAAUUCUGGACAGAGCUCAUGUCUUGAUCCUCCUCCAUAUUGUUCUCUCUCUCCCCAAAUGCUUACCUGUGACCAUCUUCACUGUCCUGUCUCAAAUUAACAUACAAAUUCCCCCAACAAUCAAAAGCUUAAAAUCUUUCUUGAGGUGGGUCCCCUCUGGCCUGUUUAUCAUCGACUUUCAAAUCUCUUCGAGACUUGGUCUCUCCAAGAGCAUAACAAUUAACAUUUCCCAAACGGCAUGGUUGACCCGCCUCCAUUGGUUUGCUAAUGGUUGUUUGCUCUCCGACAAAGUGGGACAAGUUCCCCGAUUUUGCAGGAGCUCAGAAACAUUUGUAUUGCUCCUGGCCUGCCUAGAAGCAACGCUGAAUCCCCUCCCCAGUAGAAUACAGUAGUUCGAGGGGAAGAAAAUGGCCCCAAGAAGACGCUUUCUGCCUACAUCGCCCAAAUACCGUGAAACGGCCCUGCUGCUUGGCCCUGGGUUCACGCUAUAUUUAUACCAUGUCUUUAAUGCCAAGGCAUCUGAAUAUGCACAGUUUUAUUGCAUUAUGAAUUUAGUAAUAAAAAAGAGACUGAUGUGAAGUUCUGUAUUAUUAUCUAGUGAAGUGUCCUGUACUGCUACACACUGGUGCCAUUAUUUCUGCUGCAUGAUUAAAACGGUGGAUUGUUAAGCUAUUAACCAUGGAUGGUGCUAUAUGAUGUAUUCAAGAUGUGCCUUAAUUAAUGAACUACUGUAGCCUAUUACACACAGAAUUUGAAGAUGUGUUGAUUUGUGCCUUGUGCCUAUGAAAUA
This is a messenger RNA of Engraulis encrasicolus (European anchovy), 3009 nucleotides long. It is a transcript of the gene fhl5, whose product is annotated as four and a half LIM domains 5. The record is from RefSeq and is a predicted model, not a curated record. The coding region runs from base 121 to 963 and encodes 280 amino acids. The transcript is spliced from 6 exons. Gene Ontology annotation, cellular component: nucleus; Z disc. Gene Ontology annotation, molecular function: transcription coregulator activity. Lineage: Eukaryota; Metazoa; Chordata; Actinopteri; Clupeiformes; Engraulidae.